Molecule: messenger RNA, 1969 nt
Organism: Odobenus rosmarus divergens (Pacific walrus)
Lineage: Eukaryota; Metazoa; Chordata; Mammalia; Carnivora; Odobenidae
Gene: ALDH4A1
Product: aldehyde dehydrogenase 4 family, member A1
Exons: 15
Coding region: 34-1725 (563 amino acids)
Molecular function (GO): L-glutamate gamma-semialdehyde dehydrogenase (NAD+) activity
Source: RefSeq, a predicted model, not a curated record
ACCGUCCGCGAACAGUUCCGCCGCGAGCUCGAGAUGCUGCUGCUCGGGCCCGCGCUCCGCCGUGCCCUGGUGGCCCGCCCCUGGAGGGAACCCGGGCUGUGGUGGAAGCACACGGCCUCCCUGAAGGUGGCCAAUGAGCCGGUCUUAGCAUUCACGCAGGGCAGCCCUGAGCGAGAUGCGCUGCAGAAGGCCUUGAAGGACCUGAAGGGCCGGACGGAAGCCGUUCCAUGUGUGGUGGGGGACGAAGAGGUGUGGACGUCAGACGUGCGCUAUCAGGUGUCGCCCUUCAACCAUGGACACAAGGUGGCCAAGUUCUGCUAUGCAGACAAGGCCCUACUCAACAAAGCCAUCGAGGCCGCGUUGGCCGCCAGGAAAGAGUGGGACCUGAAGCCUGUUGCAGACCGGGCCCAGAUCUUCCUGAAGGCGGCGGACAUGCUGAGCGGGCUGCGCAGGGCAGAGGUCCUUGCCAAGACCAUGGUGGGACAGGGUAAGACGGUGAUCCAGGCGGAGAUCGACGCGGCGGCCGAGCUCAUCGACUUCUUCCGGUUCAAUGCCAAGUUUGCCAUGGAGCUAGAGGGGCAGCAGCCCCUCAGCGUGCCGCCCAGCACCAACAGCGUUGUGUACCGGGGACUGGAGGGCUUCGUGGCAGCCAUCUCCCCCUUUAACUUCACGGCGAUCGGUGGCAACCUGGCGGGGGCGCCGGCCUUGAUGGGCAACGUGGUCCUGUGGAAGCCCAGCGACACAGCCAUGCUGGCCAGCUAUGCCGUCUACCGCAUCCUCCGGGAGGCGGGCCUGCCCCCCAACAUCAUCCAGUUUGUGCCAGCCGAUGGGCCCACAUUUGGCGACACUGUCACCAGCUCGGAACACCUCUGUGGUAUCAACUUCACAGGCAGCGUGCCCACCUUCAAACACCUGUGGAAGCAGGUGGCCCAGAACCUGGACCGGUUCCGCACUUUCCCACGUCUGGCUGGAGAGUGUGGGGGGAAGAACUUCCACUUCGUGCACGGCUCGGCCGACGUGGACAGCGUGGUGAGCGGGACCCUGCGCUCGGCCUUCGAGUAUGGCGGCCAGAAGUGCUCAGCCUGCUCCCGCCUCUAUGUGCCACAGUCGCUGUGGCCGCAGAUCAAAGGGCGGCUGCUGCAGGAGCACGGCAGGAUCAAAGUGGGCGACCCAGCAGAGGAUUUUGGGACCUUCUUCUCUGCCGUGAUUGAUGCCAAGUCAUUCGGUCGCAUCAAGAAGUGGCUGGAGCAUGCGCGCUCCUCACCCAGCCUCACCAUCCUGGCCGGGGGCAAGUGUGACGACUCUGUGGGCUACUUCGUGGAGCCCUGCAUCGUCGAGAGCAAGGACCCUCAGGAGCCUAUCAUGAAGGAGGAGAUCUUCGGGCCGGUGCUGACCGUCUAUGUCUACCCGGACGACAAGUACAAGGAGACACUGCGGCUGGUCGACAGCACCACCAGCUACGGCCUCACGGGGGCAGUGUUCGCCCAGGAUAAGGAUGUUGUUCAGGAGGCCACAAGGAUGCUGAGGAACACGGCCGGCAACUUCUACAUCAACGACAAGUCCACUGGCUCUGUGGUGGGCCAGCAGCCCUUUGGGGGGGCCCGAGCCUCUGGAACCAAUGACAAGCCAGGGGGACCCCACUACAUCCUGCGGUGGACGUCACCCCAGGUCAUCAAGGAGACCCACGAGCCUCUGGGGGAUUGGUGCUACGCCUACAUGCAGUGAGCCCCGCUCGGCGCCUCUGCCGUUUGUCCGGACGGCUGACCUCAGUGCCCUGGUCCCACUCCAGCCCCUUUGACCUGCUCCCCGUGGCAUGGCCGCCUUUCCAGGGCCGAGACUGCCCCCUUGCCCUGACUGGGCUACAUGCUGGCCUGUCCCACCCCUUGGGGGCAGGUGCAGGCUCUGAUUUGAGACCGUGCUGGGGAGGAUCAGGGCUGCCACCCCUUUAUCACAGUUGUUGUAGAGAUUU